This is a messenger RNA of Colletotrichum orchidophilum, 1182 nucleotides long. RefSeq lists its product as uncharacterized. The transcript is spliced from 2 exons. Lineage: Eukaryota; Fungi; Ascomycota; Sordariomycetes; Glomerellales; Glomerellaceae. The coding region runs from base 1 to 1182 and encodes 393 amino acids. The record is from RefSeq and is a predicted model, not a curated record.
AUGAAGACUAGUCCAGCCGCCGCAGUCUCCCUCAUUCUGGGGUUGACCCAAGUCCUCGCCAGGCCUGUAACUGACCCGAAUAUUGAUAUUCGUGACGCUGCCACCAACGCCCAGCCCGCAGCGGGCGAGUCACGACCAUCGGAGCUCGACCGCCAAUCUUUGAACAUUUUCCUUGGCGGCGAAGACGUGGAUUCCAUCAAGAACAACAAUCCCGAUCCUAAGUCCAAGAUUUACCCCAAGAAAUCGGACCGUGAUGCGCCGUACGCCAGAUCCGAGAGGGAUUUGAAGGCUAGCAUCUAUAUUCCAAAGACUUUUUCAGCUUCAUCAAAGAAGCAGCCCGUUAUUUUGGUUCCGGGCACUGCCGCCAUGGCCGGUACGACAUUUCGCGCGAAUCUCGCUCCUCUGCUGGCAAAAUCCGACUUUGCCGACCCCCUCUGGGUCAACAUCCCAGAAGCCUCGCUGGACGAUGCGCAAGAGAACUCGGAAUACGUCGCCUACGCCAUCAACUACGUUCAAGACAUGACUGGCAAGAAGCCGGCCGUCGUUGCCUGGAGCCAAGGCAACCUCAACGCGCAGUGGGCGCUAAAGUACUGGCCCAGCACGAGAGAGGCCGUGACCGAUCUUGUGUCAAUGAGCCCCGACUUUCAUGGAACCAAAGAGGCAUUCGCGGCUUGCAAGACUCCCGCCGCUGCCCUUAGCUGCACUCCUAGCGUCUAUCAGCAAAUGUAUGAAUCCCAGUUUGUAAAGACUCUUCGUGCAAACGGAGGCGACAGCGCCUAUGUCCCCACCACAUCCCUCUUCAGCGCAACGGACGAGGUUGUUCAGCCGCAAUCGGGCCCAGUCGCCUCAGCCAUUCUGAAGGAUGGCAACAGCGCCAAAGUCAGCAACAUUGAGGUCCAGAAAGCAUGUCCCGCGACGCCGGCCGGCGGGGAAGUCACCCACGAAGGCAUGCUCUACAACUCACUGGCAUUCGCUCUCCUGAAAGACGCUCUCACGAAUGACGGACCUGGGAAGCUGGAGCGCAUCGACAAAAAGGUCUGCCUCGAUCCUGCGGCCGGCAAGCUUGACAAACUUGAGAUCUCGGCCACGGAGGCUGUCUUGGCUGAUGCCGGGGCGAAUGUGCUUGCUUAUCCCAACAAGGUUAAGCGUGAGCCCGCCAUUAAGGACUACGCCAAGAACUAA